Molecule: messenger RNA, 511 nt
Organism: Ochlerotatus camptorhynchus
Lineage: Eukaryota; Metazoa; Arthropoda; Insecta; Diptera; Culicidae
Product: U-scoloptoxin(01)-Cw1a
Exons: 3
Coding region: 24-401 (125 amino acids)
Cellular component (GO): extracellular region
Molecular function (GO): chitin binding
Source: RefSeq, a predicted model, not a curated record
GACAAAGACUGCACAGCGCCACCAUGUGGAAGUACAUCGCCAUUGUGUCAGUGUUUGGAAUGUACCUGCUCAGGACCCAGCAAAUCAGCGCGCAAGUGUUCGGCUACGAACCGGACGUAGACUAUCCGGCGUUUGAUAGGAUUCCCUCCGGCCUGACGUUCCGCUGUUCGGACAAACUACCCGGCUACUACGCGGACGUGGACACGCGCUGUCAGAUCUGGCACUGGUGCCUCCCGAAUGGCUACAUGUUUUCCUUCCUGUGCCCGAAUGGAACCGUGUUCAAUCAAGCUCACCGAGUGUGCGAUUGGUGGACCAACGUGGACUGCGGUGGAUCGGUUGGAUUGUACGACAACAAUAACGAACUUUAUCGGGACGUGGAAGGAAAUCUGAUAGCUGGAUAAUGGCGUGCGAUUAUUUGCGAAAUUCCUAUAAUUUAUUGAUGUUAAGUUUUAAUCGUAUCUAGCGAAGACAGUGACGUUAAAAUUUACCUUAUCUUUUGUGACUAUGAGAA